Messenger RNA from Biomphalaria glabrata, 3337 nucleotides. RefSeq lists its product as uncharacterized. Gene Ontology annotation, molecular function: protein binding. Gene Ontology annotation, biological process: negative regulation of transcription by RNA polymerase II. The record is from RefSeq and is a predicted model, not a curated record. The transcript has 12 exons. Bases 578 to 1897 code for a protein of 439 amino acids. Lineage: Eukaryota; Metazoa; Mollusca; Gastropoda; Planorbidae. Gene Ontology annotation, cellular component: transcription repressor complex; nucleus.
CCCUUUAUCAAAUACUUUAUUCAGAAGAAAAUUUAAAAUAUUGAAAAAUUCAGAUCUAUAUUUUUUAUGUUUUACAUCUUUUAUAUGCCUAGAUUUAAAUAUAGUCUUAACCUCAAAAUAUAAUGUAAGAUAGGUACGCAGAUUUUAAUUGAAGUUUCGGUCAGUAGAUAAAGUUUUUAUUUUUCAAAUACUUUACUUAUUUGGGUAAGUGCGGUGUACAUUUGAAACUCUUCUAAAAUAAAAAAACAUAAAAAACAUGUGUUUUUGUUUAUAAUCUAUAUAAAAUAGACGCACUUGUAGUUUAAACCUAAAUUUGGUGGCGUCUUUAGUUACAUCUGAUCUAGAGUAAUCUAGACUUGAUAUAUAUAUAAUAUACUUAUAUAGCUCUAAUCUACUAGAACCCAGAUAGUUCUAGAUGUAAUCUGAUUUAGCCAAUCCAGGGAUCUAGAGCUAUAAGUAGAUCUAGAAUCUAGAUUCUAGAUCUAUUAGUAUUUGAAAUUUCCAAAACAAUGUGAUGAUUAGUGAUUAGAUCAAUUAUUAUCAAUUAUAUUUUUUAUUCUAAUUCUGAGCAUGACUCAUGAUGGAUGAAGAUUUUACUCAAGUGCUUCCUUCAGAAUUAACAUACAAAAUUUUAUCCUUUUUAAAUGCUGAGGAACUGGCCUCAGUCCAGAAAGUAUGUGUUCAGUGGAGAGAACUUGGAAAUAGUGAUUUCUUAUGGCACCAUCAAUGCAUUUUGAAAGGGUGGGAGAAAUAUGAAUCCAAUCCACCAAUUUUGAAUCUUGAGCCAAUGUAUGCUUGCCACUACAGUUCAACUGGAAGCUCUCCUCUGUUUGACCUUAAAAUUCCAGAGUGUACAAGACUCUCUCCACUAUGUAAAUGGAAACAUAUCUUCUUACGAGUCGCUCAUUUAAUGAAAAACUGGAGUAAAGGUCGUUAUUGUGUGGCCCCUAUUCUUAGGGGUCACACUGACAAAGUUAAUGCUCUUGAUUGUGAAGAGGAUUGUCUCAUCAGUGGAAGCUCAGAUAGAACUGUAAAGAUCUGGGAUCUCAGAACUUGUCAGUGUGUUACAACUGUAGAAGAUUUUUUUGACUCUGUGACAGCUGUGAAAAUAUUUGGAACUUCUGUAAUUAUUGGCUGUGGAGAUGGAACAAUUCAUAUCAUUACCUUAACCAGUGGCCAGAGAGAGAGAGUCUUGCCUGGACAUCAUGACAGUGUCAACCAUCUCUGCAUCCAGGGCUCUGUCCUCAUUAGUUCAGGGGCUGAUGCGUCUGUGUGUGCCUGGUCUUUGGUCUCCCAUGACUUGUUAAGACACAUGCUUGUUCACACUGAUGAAAUUGAGUGUAUGUCUUCCUUAGACAAUUAUGUCGUCACUGGUAGCUGGGACAGAACCAUGGUCUUGUGGGAUAUCAUCUCAGGAGCCUGUGUUCAUCAUUUGGUUGGCCACAGUGAAGUGGUGUCAUGUUGCCAGUUUGACACAAGCAAAAUUGUGAGCGGGAGUGCUGAUGGUGAUGUGAGAAUUUGGAGUUUUCUUACUGGCUUGUGCUUGCAUGUUUUAUCUGGCCAUAAAGGAGAAGUGUAUUGUGUGGCUUACAAUGCUGAUUGUAUCGCAUCAGGAUCUUCUGACAGUACAAUCAUACUCUGGUCUCAUGAGGGGAAGGUACAACACAUUCUCAAGGAACACAUGGGUAUUGUAAGAUGUCUACACAUCCAUGGUGAAAGGCUUGUCAGUGGGGGAGACCAGAGGAUGAUUGUUGUCUGGGAUUUGAAAGCUGGCAGAAAGUUGUCCACACUUCACCGUCACCCCAACAAACUUCACCUUAUGUGGGUUGGAGAGACUAAGCUGAUUACAGCCACACCAGAGAAAUCUGGCUGCAUGACUGUCUUAACAUUUUGGUAGCUCCAAAACUGGCAGAUUAAAAUAUUUGGAGAAAUGAAAAUCAGUUCCCAAAAAUUGUUAUUACAUCUACACCAGUGAAAUCUGUCUGCAUAACUGUCUCAACAUUUUGGUAACAUUAAAAUCUGGCAGAUUUGAAAAUUUUUUUUUGUGAAAUGAAUAUCCAGUCUCACAGAUUCCAAUCUUUGUUUUGUAUUUUUUUUUGUUUUGUUUUGUUUUCUUAUCAUUGAUCUUGUAAAUAACAUUUCAAUUUGACAUUUUGUUGUGGACCAUGCCCCAAGUAUUGAAGUGUUCUAGAUAUUUCAUCUUCUAGAGUUUAAUAAUUGCUAUUAUAAUUAAGUAACUGAUAUAUAGUAUAGUAGUCAGCUUAGUUCAUAUUUCUUAUACAGUGAAGUUAUUCUAACUCUUAAACCAAUGUCUAGAAUACCUGGACUAGAUUUCUUUAUCAAUUUGUGUUCACAAGCCUUGCUGAAUUGAACAACAUUUUUUGUUUUCAAUUCCAAGACAUUUCACAAAUAUUUUAAGAUUUGUCUUUAUUGAUCCUUAUUGGAGAUGUGUUGUCAUUACAAGGACUCUUUUUUUUUUUUUUCAAUUUAUAAAAAAAAAACAUUCAAUAAAAGAGAAGACGCAACACACAGAUAAGUUCAUUGAGUUCAAACCUUGUUUGAUAGUGAAUAAUAUUUUUUUUCUCAUCCUGUGUCAUGUUUUUAGCACAACAAUAAAUAAAUAAAAAUAAUAUUUUUUCCCCCUCAGAGCUCAAAGCUAAAUGUACACAUCUGUUUAGUUUUAUCAAGUCUGUUUUUAAAUUUUAAAAUAUCUACUUCACAUUCUGCUUUCUGCACUUUUUCAAUUGUUGUAAAAGUUUACCUGUGAUACUAUCAGUACUGAUCUGUGAUAUUGUCACUGUCUAUUUUGUGCAACAUUACUGAUCUGUGAUAUUGUCACUGUCUAUUUUGUGCAACAGUAAUGAUCUGUGGUAUUGUAUAUUUUGUACAACAGUACUGAUCUGUGAUAUUGUCACUGUACAUUUUGUACAAUUGUACUGAUCUGUGACAUUGUCACUGCAUAUUUUGUACAACAGUACUGGUCUGUGAUAUUGUCACUGUAUGUAUUGUGCAAAGUACUGAUCUGUGAUAUUGUCACUGUACAUUUUGUACAAAUGUACUGAUCUGUGACAUUGUCACUGCAUAUUUUGUACAACAGUACUGAUCUGUGAUAUUGUCACUGUAUGUUUUCUACAACAGUACUGAUAUGUGACAUUAUAAUUACAUAUUUUGUACAACAGUACUGAUCAGAGAUAGUUUUGUAGUAUUUGCGACUAUUUUAAGCUUUUAUGUUAUUCCUUAAAUAUAUUUUCCAAUUUUUCCUAUUUAUAUUUCUUUUAAAAUUGUUCAUAUUAUUUUUUGACAGAAGUUUCAGCAUUAAACAAUAUACAUACUUAUA